GCGCCGCGGCGUGAAGCGCGGCCGCAAGAUCAAGUCGAAGAAGAGCAAGUCCAGCGGGCACGGCACCAACGCGCUGAUAGACGCCACCCCGCCAGGGGUGGCAUCGAGCCCAGCGCCAACGGCCAAGGAGGCGGCCAAGAAGAAGUCCACGGCAGCAGGUGCCUCCAUGGUCGUCGUCGACGUGGCUGGGAAGUUCUGGGUGAAGGUGAGGCAGCGCCUCACAGAGGGGCCCACGACGCUGCAGUACAAGGACAGCGAGGAUUGCACUUCGAAGUGGAGGCAGCUGGCCCAGGUCGCCCACGCCCAAUGGACAGAGGCGAUCAUGCACAAGUACGGCCAGACGGACGGCCCGUCCAUGAGCACCAUCGUCAUCGAGAAGAUCAGGGAGAAGAUCGUCGAGCAGGGCACGGUCGACAAGGGGCAGGUGAAGCCCAUCAG
This is a messenger RNA of Prorocentrum cordatum, 438 nucleotides long. The record is from the annotation of a GenBank genome assembly. Lineage: Eukaryota; Dinophyceae; Prorocentrales; Prorocentraceae.